Molecule: messenger RNA, 833 nt
Organism: Doryrhamphus excisus (bluestripe pipefish)
Lineage: Eukaryota; Metazoa; Chordata; Actinopteri; Syngnathiformes; Syngnathidae
Source: RefSeq, a predicted model, not a curated record
GGUAAUGCACAACCAAAAAGCUGCUUGCCGCGGCAAAUAAACAACAACAGAAGAAAAAGAAGACUACGAAAAAAAGGGGGGUGGGCUGCUUUUGAAAGGACUUGGCAUACGACAUCAGCCUGAAGACGUAGCUGGAAUCUGGACAUUUGGAGACAAUGAUGGCCAUCAGGUUUGAGAGCAGCACGGGACCCUGUCGCUCUGUGGAGAGAACCGUUCAAGAAGAAUCUGACGAAAAGGGGAACUUUGACCCGGAUAAACUUUGCCAGUGCCCUUUCGAUAAGAACCACCAGAUCCGUGCUUGUCGCCUCGCUUACCACAUUUUAAAAUGCAAGAAGAACCAUCCAGAACUGGCCAAGCAGCUCAGAACCUGCCCCUUCAAUGCUUGCCACCUGGUUCCAAGGGAUCAGGUGGCCAGCCAUACUGACACAUGUCCUGACAAAAUUUCAAUGGGCACAGAGAAUGGCGGUGUUGAAAAAUCGAGAAAAUGGGAGGUUCCAGUCACGUCACAAAUCGCCACAGACAUGACUGAAGACUGGGAAAAGGAGAUUGAUGAUGCAGCAGUUCCUUUUAUUUGGGGUGACGAUACUCAGGGAUCAGAAGCCAAAAUGACCAACAGUGUUGCUUCAAAGUUCCGUUUACCCACGUCACUCCCAUGGUAGAUACAAUCCUUUGGACAAAAAUCCACUUUACACAUGAUGGUUGCCAUUCGGGUCAUUGCUGUUUUUUUUUAAAUCAUGUUUGGUUUUAAUUGUUAAAAGCAGCUUUAGCUUUUCAGUUUUUAAAUGUCAUAAUGUUGUGCCUUUUCUUUUUUUAAAUAAACUGUUUGCACGGAA